Beta vulgaris subsp. vulgaris (sugar beet) is the source of this 756-nucleotide messenger RNA. RefSeq lists its product as uncharacterized. The transcript has a single exon. NCBI's taxonomy places the organism in Eukaryota, Viridiplantae, Streptophyta, Magnoliopsida, Caryophyllales, Amaranthaceae. Bases 1 to 756 code for a protein of 251 amino acids. The record is from RefSeq and is a predicted model, not a curated record.
AUGAGUGUGCAGACUAGCAGUGAGGCUGCGUGGUGUAAGUUUUUCCCAACCACUUUGAAGGGGUUGGCCUUAACCUGGUUCACAGAGCUUCCCUCCGGAAGUAUAUCGAGCUUCGCAGCUCUCGAGAUAGCUUUUAAACAGAAUUUCAUCGCCGGUAGAAGGCAUCGAAAGACAAGUAUUCAUCUCAUGUCAAUCAGACAUGGAAGAGAGGAAGACUUAGCCGAUUACAUCAAAAGAUUCAACGAGGAGCCACUAAAGGUCUCCGAUCUCCAGGACCAUGUCGAGUUCACUACACUCAUGUCUGGGUUUUACCCCUCGAGUAGAUUCAAACUGAAGCUCGCGGAAAGUGAAGCCUCGCCAUUCUCAGAAGCUAUGAACUUUGCCCCAAAAUUCAUUCAAGCCUCUGGUAUUUGCAAGACGCAUGAGGGACCCAGUUCCGUUAAAAGAAAGCACGAGUACGUUCCUCGAGCGGACAAUCCAAGGGAUGUCCCUCAAAAGGAAAAAGACAAAAAGCCCCGACUAGAGGACAAUGGGAACGACCCUCGGUAUAAUUUGAACCGAUGGGAGAUCUACCUCGACAUCAAGGGGAAAUACCCCCUGCCAAAGCCUAAUCCUAUCCGAACGUCCCUCAACAAAAGGGGCAAGAGGCUAUGGUGUGAAUAUCACCAUGAUUGUGGUCACACGACCCGUGACUGUCGGGAACUUAAGAUAGCGCUGGACAAACUAGCCGAUGAAGAAAAAUCGAAUUGGUCCUAA